Letharia columbiana is the source of this 927-nucleotide messenger RNA. RefSeq lists its product as uncharacterized. Lineage: Eukaryota; Fungi; Ascomycota; Lecanoromycetes; Lecanorales; Parmeliaceae. The coding region runs from base 1 to 927 and encodes 308 amino acids. The record is from RefSeq and is a predicted model, not a curated record. The transcript has 2 exons. Gene Ontology annotation, molecular function: O-methyltransferase activity.
AUGAACAUCGUUGGCGAAACGGGUGCCGAUGAAUUCUCCCCAACUCAUUUUUCUAAUGCCCUGACUUUUCCCAAACACCGUGAUGGGAUCAGCUACUGGUUUGCAAGCGACAUCCCGCUUUUGCCGCUUGUCAUGCUGACCCACUGCAGCUUUGACGUUGCAGGCCCGUCCUUUCACGGGACGCCUGGUUAUCUCAAAAACACCAAGUAUCAAAACCCGAGGAACAUCGCCGAUGGACCGUUCCAACACGCCCACCACACCAAAGAACCCUUCUUUGUAUGGCUAGGGGAGAGACCUGAGCAUUCCGAACAUUUCAACAACUACAUGAGCGGAUACCGUCACGGGAAGCGCAGCUGGAUGGACGAAGGCUUUUACCCACUGAAAGAAAGACUCGGAGUCGACACGCCAAAUGACGAAAAAAAUCCGGUCUUCCUUGUGGACGUAGGAGGCGGUCUGGGUCACGAUCUAGAGGAGCUGAAAGUCAAGCAUCCAGGCAUUCGGGGUCACUUAGUGCUACAGGACCAGCCGGAAGUCAUCGCCCAAAUCGGCAAGGCUUCGGAUGGCAUUGAGUUGACUACCCAUGACUUCUUCACUCCACGAUCUGUCAAAGGUGCUAGAGCAUAUUAUCUGCACUCCGUCCUCCACGACUGGGAUGAUGCUUCGUGUCUCAAGAUUCUUCGAAACAUUGUGCCUGCUAUGCGACCCGGAUACUCAAAGCUGCUUAUCAAUGAGAACGUCGUUCCCGACGUCGGAGCGGCGUGGUCGAUCACAUCCAUGGACUGGUUGAUGAUGGCUUUGGGCGCCGUCAGGGAGCGGACGGAAAAGCAGUGGAGGGGUUUGCUUGGGCAGGCAGGACUGAAAGUUACAGGGGUCUGGACUUAUGAACAGGGAACUGAGAGCUUGAUCGAAGCGGAGACUGAGACUUGA